Molecule: messenger RNA, 1000 nt
Organism: Salvia hispanica
Lineage: Eukaryota; Viridiplantae; Streptophyta; Magnoliopsida; Lamiales; Lamiaceae
Gene: XTH10
Product: xyloglucan endotransglucosylase/hydrolase 10
Biological process (GO): xyloglucan metabolic process; cell wall biogenesis
Cellular component (GO): cell wall; apoplast
Molecular function (GO): xyloglucan:xyloglucosyl transferase activity; hydrolase activity, hydrolyzing O-glycosyl compounds
Source: RefSeq, a predicted model, not a curated record
AUGAAUAAUUUAUCUAGUUUUUUCCUUUUGGUCUCAAUUUUAUUGAUCCAAGAUUGUUGGGCAUCAAUUGUUUCAACAGGAGAUUUCAACAAGGAUUUCUUUGUGACAUGGUCACCUAGUCAUGUUAAUACAUCUAUUGAUGGACAUAGCAGAAGUUUAGUUCUUGACAAGGAUUCAGGUUCUGGUUUUGCUUCAAAUGACAUGUUCUUGUUUGGACAGUUUGACAUGAAAAUUAAGUUGGUGCCAGGGAACUCAGCUGGCACAGUUGUGGCUUUUUAUUUGACAUCUAAUCAACCCAAUAGGGAUGAGCUGGAUUUCGAGUUCUUGGGCAACGUAGAAGGACAACCUUAUACACUACAAACUAAUGUGUAUGCAAAUGGCUUUGAUGAGAGAGAGCAGAGAAUCAAGCUAUGGUUUGAUCCAACCAAAGAUUUCCAUACAUAUUCUAUACUUUGGAACCUCUACCAAAUUGUGUUCAUGGUAGAUUGGGUCCCGAUCCGAACCUACAGAAACCAUGCGGACAAAGGCGUGGCAUACCCUAGGUGGCAGCCGAUGAGCGUGCAAGCGAGUUUUUGGGACGGCGAGAGCUGGGCCACAAAUGGCGGGAAAGACAAGAUAGACUGGAGCAAGGCGCCGUUUGUGGCCCCAUUUAAGGACCACAAGAUCGAUGCGUGUGUUUGGAAGGGGAAUGAAGGAAGCUGCAGCGACCCGAAGCCCACAAAUUGGUGGAACAAUAAGAGGUUCAACUCAUUGACAUGGGCACAAAGGAGGCUGUUCAAAUGGGUUGAGAAAUAUUAUGUCACCUAUGAUUAUUGCCAAGAUUAUCAUAGGUUUAAUAAUACUCUUCCAAAGGAGUGUUUGCUUCCUAAGUAUUAAUCAAUUAUCAAAUUAUAUGUUACAUGUAAUCAUGCAUGAUUGGGUUGGAUUAUUAUGUACUCCCUCCCUAUAUGGCACAAUUUCCUUUUUAGUUUGUCCUACAAAAGAUGUCAUAUUUCCUCUU